Molecule: messenger RNA, 2880 nt
Organism: Thunnus maccoyii (southern bluefin tuna)
Lineage: Eukaryota; Metazoa; Chordata; Actinopteri; Scombriformes; Scombridae
Gene: stk17al
Product: serine/threonine kinase 17a like
Exons: 7
Coding region: 216-1340 (374 amino acids)
Biological process (GO): protein phosphorylation; positive regulation of apoptotic process; intracellular signal transduction
Cellular component (GO): nucleus
Molecular function (GO): ATP binding; protein serine/threonine kinase activity
Source: RefSeq, a predicted model, not a curated record
CAAACCAAUUUGCCGCACCGACGGUGUCACACUCCUGCAGGGCAUCAUCUUUUGUUUGGGAUACGCGUUUAACCUGGAUUAUCUCCCGGUGGUUUGACACAGCUCCUGUAGGCUCUAGACGACCCUUUUUAUCAUGCGAGUCUUUACUUGAUCGGAUCAUAAAUCUUUGUCUUUGUUUUGUUUUUGUUUUUUUUUUGGUGAAAGAGAAUUGUUUCAUGCCAACUUCAAUGCCAGAUUCAGCAACGAUGAACAAGAACGGAAUCGUGACAAAAAUCCACACGAGGAUUAGAGCUGACCCGUUCACAGCCAAUUACGACUUGGUCGGCAAAGAACUGGGCAGGGGAAAGUUUGCGGUGGUGAAGAAGUGCAUUGAGAAGGCAACGGGGAAGCAGUAUGCUGCCAAGUUCCUGAGAAAGCGACGGAAGGGCGAGGACUGCCGCAUGGACAUCUUGAACGAGAUUGCCGUGCUGGAGUCAGCCAAGGCGAGCCCCUAUGUGGUGGCACUGCAUGAGGUUUAUGAAACCAACACCGAAAUCGUCCUCGUUCUGGAAUGCGCUGCCGGUGGCGAAAUCUUCGACCAGUGUGUUGCCGAUAAUGAUGAGGCCUUCACAGAGAAAGAUGUGGUGCGGCUGGCCAAGCAGAUCCUGACUGGAGUGGCCUUCCUGCAUCGAAACAAUGUGGUCCAUCUGGAUCUGAAACCCCAGAACAUCUUGCUGACCAGUGCCAGACCUUUAGGGGACAUUCGUAUUGUGGACUUUGGCUUGUCAAGACGCAUGGACAAAAUCACAGAAGUCAGGGAGAUCCUGGGUACUCCAGAGUAUGUGGCACCAGAGAUCCUGAAUUACGAACCCAUCAGCACUGCUACAGAUAUGUGGAGUAUUGGGGUCCUGACCUAUGUCAUGCUGACUGGUGAGUCUCCCUUCCUGGGUGACAACAAGCAGGAGACAUUCCUCAACAUCUCCCAAGUCAACAUAGACUAUUCACAAGACACAUUCGAGGGGAUCUCCUCCCAGGCUGUUGACUUCAUCAAAUCCUUGUUGGUUAAAAACCCCAGGAAGAGAGCCACGGCAGAAGAAUGCCUCAGCCAUGCCUGGCUGAACCAGCUCCCCCAUCCCCACUCCCACCCGCACCUCAACACCAGGUCAUCUUUGGAUGAGCCGGAGACGAGCCAGUCUGAGUCUGAGCCCGAGAGCCCGGCUCCCUCCCCUGAGAUGGACUUGAUCGGGUCGUACCUCAUGUGCCCGGGAAAGGGUGAGCUGAAGACGGGCCGUGACACCUUCUCCUUCAGUGAGCCUCCCUUCCCCACGCGACCUGAGAUACAACAGGAGCUGAUCUGCUGAACGACAUCUGACAGGUGGAGAGACACUUAAGGAACUGAAACUCCACGGAGCAGAUGCUGAAAGCCAGUGAGCCUGCAGCUUCUCGGUCUUGAUAUGACUCAGGGCCGUGCUAUAUGGAUGCUGUAUGCCUUCUGCUGGCUGCUUCUACUGCUGUGAUGUCUGUGAGCUGGGCUGUGUGUAGUUUGAUACCUGUGUGUGUGUGUGCGUGUGUUUGAAUAAUGCGUGCUACUCCGUGCUGAUUUUAUAUGAUGACGGGAGGAAUGUGAGAGGAAUGAAGAUGCAGGAGAAAGAAGUGGGAGAAGACACAGCACUCGUCAGCGAGGGUUUUGUCACAGGACUGCACUGCUGCCUUAAAAAAAGUGACUGAAAUGAACUGGACUCAGCUUAACGCUGUGGCUAGUUCACUCCUGUGCGCACACUGGUUUCUCUUUUUCACCCAAUUAGCCUUUUGAACUGGGUUCCAGAGGAGAGGCAGGUCUCCCGCUUCCUUGGGAAAUGACUUCACUCACAUCAAAACAUGUUAUGCUUCAGCUGACCCAGUCAUACCUUAUGUGAUGAGUUUUGUUGAAGGAAGUUAAGGGUUUUGACAGAUGUUUCUGUUAAACAAAGGAAUUAAAGUAAAGGACAGCACCUACGCUGAAGCCAGACGUUAACUGUUCCACUGUUUUAUAUGUUAAUUUAUGUGUGUUUGUUCUACCACUUCAGCCCCUUAAAUACACAAAGCCACAUCAAUGCCUGACUUAAAGAUGGAAAUAGUAGCAUUCUUAUUUUUUUUUCAGGACAAUCUUGAGCACUUUUUUUUUAAAUUUUUGUUAUUGGACUUUCAUGUAAUAAUAAGAAACCAAAGGCUCAUCAAGUACACUCCGCUGUCACACAUUGUACUGUACAUAUUAACAAUUUCCCACCAAUCACAGUCGUCACAUGAUCUUUUUUUUUUUCACAAAGUGCCACUUCGUCAACCUCACUUCUGUGUUAAUAAUACAGUCAAAAUUUUAUUUUGUUCGCUAUUGCACAAGUUGCACAAUUUUUUUUUUUUUGUUUGUACUUAAUUGAGAGGUUGCCACUCAAUUUCAUGCUCUUCAAAUAUUGUGAAAACGACAGUCUUGGAAAGAGGGAUCGACAGGGGUUAAAAAAGUCCGGCUUUGCUAUUAGAAUAGUAACAGAUGAACAAUGAUAUGGUGAACUGAAGGGCUCAGAGUUGUAUACAUAUGUGAUAUUUGCCUUCAGAUGCUCGGGAGCAGAGAAAUUAGGAAUAAUUUCUCAAAAGUACUGAAAUGUAUAUUGUGAGUUAGUAUUAAGAUUAAUAUGUAAAAAUAAUUGUUUUUUUUGUUUUUUGUUUUUUUUUACCAAUGUAUGAAUGUUAACAUCAUUGUAUCAUGUCUUAUUUUGUACAUUAACUUCUACUUAUUCCUUUUUUUUCUGCUCAUGAAUUUCAGGCAGGUUUGCACUUCCCUUUGGACAUUAUGUUAAAAUGAAUAAAUGUUGAUGGCAUGCAUUGCAAAAAUGUAAAAGAAAAAAUACAUGUACGUUUUGUAUCAAA